Stylophora pistillata is the source of this 597-nucleotide messenger RNA. RefSeq lists its product as uncharacterized. NCBI's taxonomy places the organism in Eukaryota, Metazoa, Cnidaria, Anthozoa, Scleractinia, Pocilloporidae. The record is from RefSeq and is a predicted model, not a curated record.
AUGCCUAUGUUCUUUCAGUAUGCCUUUGGUAAGCAGGUCACAGUAAUAAUUGUCUGCUUUGAGGUGUUUAUUGAUAGGCCAACAAACUUACUUGCCAGGGCACAGACUUUUUCUAAUUAUAAGCACCAUAACACAGUAAAAAUUAUUAUUGGAUUUACUCCACAAGGAACUGUCUGUUUUGUGUCUGAGGCUUGGGAUGACCGUACCUCUGACAACUACUUGACUGAGAAGUGUGGGUUUUUAGAAAACCUACUUCCUGGUGACAUGGUAAUGGCUGAUCGGGGAUUUACUAUUUGUGAUAGCGUUGGGUUGAAACAAGCCAAGUUAGUAAUCCCAGCAUUUACUGAGGGAAAGUCACAGUUAGAUCCUGUAGAUGCGGAGCGAACAAGGGGCAUUGCAAAUGUGGGAAUCAAUGUGGAGAGAGUUAUUGGCUUGUUGAAGCGAAAGUGCAUCAUUCUAGAAGGAACACUGCCUACAGAUUUUCUCUCUUCAAACCGCAGAGGAACUCCAGAUGCUAAGAUCCCUAUGAUAGACCAAACUGUAAGGGUUUGUUCUGCCCUUGUUAAUUUAUGCCCUCCAAUAAUUCCUUUUGAUUAA